AUGGCGGGCGACGAGGACUGGGCCCCGGGCCUGGUGCCGUGGGGCAUGGAGCAGCCCUCCCCGGGCCCCUCCCCCUCUCGCCCGAGCGUGUCCGUGACCGACCGUGUCUCGAGCGCGCGCGAGAGCCUCGGGGGGCUCUCGCUCUUCGACGACGAGGACCUCGCGGACCUCGCGGGGUCCGACGACGGGCUCCUCGACUUCCCGGAGUUGCCCGUCGAGGAGACGUCCUUCGAGGACGCUCCAGCUGCUUCGAGGACGAAAAGGCUGAGGAAGCCGCGGACGCUCAUGAACGUGUCCGACACCAGCGGCCGGAGCUUGCAGAUCCCCAAGCCGGAUCUAGGCGCGCGAAGUCUUCGUAAGCGCCACGGACGCGAUGUGAAAGGUAAGCUGGUUAGCUGGAUCAACCUCGCGGUCGACGCAGCCUCGGCGCGUCUUGGAUACGAGUAUAAAUUUUCAGCAUUCUCGUUGCUUUUUUCAUGGAACACUCCAGAACAAAUAUACCACAUCGAUUUAAGGAAGAGCGCUUAUCAGUUUGCGCUGAUUCUCACAGAAAGUGAAAGUACGAUAUAUUCAGAUGCCACGAUGUCGCUCGACGACGCGUGCAUCGAAAUGGGUAUCAAGCGUGUCGCGGAUGAGAAACUCGCUAAUUUUUCUUCCCUUCUAUGCUCACUCAAUAGGAUCGAUCAUUUUCGCAAAUCAAUUACGAAUGGCCCGGCGAAACCGGGAACGCUUUGCAUGAUGGGAGGCGGCAAGAUUCACGCAAAGCCUGAGAACAAACGGUUCAGGGCGGUCAUCUUCUUUUCCGCGUGUCCAGUUCAUAUGGAAGAUUACGACCCGAAUGAACAAUACAAUAUAUUCAGCUUACUCGACGCCCCACUCGACCCGACUAAUAUCCCGGCGCGGCUAGCUUAA
Molecule: messenger RNA, 912 nt
Organism: Aureococcus anophagefferens
Lineage: Eukaryota; Pelagophyceae; Pelagomonadales; Pelagomonadaceae
Exons: 4
Coding region: 1-912 (303 amino acids)
Source: RefSeq, a predicted model, not a curated record